AUGAUUCGCCGAUCUGUGUGUUUCAGCGCCGGCAUGGAGGCGGCGAAUGGUGCGAUCGAGCACGACUUUCACAACGCCCUGGUGCCUAUAAACGGUAGCCAUUCCGGCAGCUCCGGCAGGAGUACACCGAAUGGCGGUGAUCCGGCACCUGGUAAACUAUUCGUUGGUGGCUUGUCCUGGCAGACCAGCAGCGAGAAGCUCAGGGAGUACUUUGGCAUGUUCGGUACCGUCACCGACGUCCUGAUCAUGAAGGAUCCGGUUACACAGCGUAGUCGCGGCUUCGGCUUCAUCACGUUCGCCGAGCCCGGUAGCGUCGACAAGGUGCUGAAGUGUCCAAUCCACACGUUGGACGGCAAGAAGAUCGACCCGAAACACGCGACGCCCAAGAACCGCGCCAAACAGGCGAACCGCACCAAGAAGAUCUUCGUCGGCGGCGUGAGCCAGGACACGAGCAGCGACGAAGUGAAGGCCUACUUCAACCAGUUCGGCAAGGUGGAGGAGACGGUGAUGCUGAUGGACCAGCAGACGAAGCGGCACCGCGGCUUCGGGUUCGUCACGUUCGAGAACGAGGACGUAGUGGACCGCGUGUGCGAGAUCCACUUCCACACCAUCAAGAACAAGAAGGUCGAGUGCAAGAAGGCACAGCCGAAGGAGGCGGUGCAGCCGGGCGCGUUGACCCUCGGCAAGAGGGUGGUGUUGGGAGCGCUUGGCGUCCGACUGGCGCCACAGCCGCCUCUGCCGGUCGCCGCGGCCUCGCAGAUCGUCGCGGCCCAGGCACAGGCCCAAGUGCAAGCCGCCGCGGCCGCCGCCGCCGCCGCCCAGGUGCAGAACGCUGUCGCCGGUUACGGGAAGCUGUUCGCCGCCAGCAGUUACCCGGCCCUCUCCGCCUACCGAUACGCGCCGUACCCGAUCCCGACGGCGGCGGUGGCCGCGGCCGCGGCUGCGGCCGCAGCAGCACCGGCCCCGGCUCCGGCCCCGCCGGCGGCCGCCGCCGCCGCAGCCGCUGCCGCCGCGGCCACCACCCCCGCGGCGGCUGCCGCGGCCGCGGCUGCGCCCGCCAACCCCUACCAGGGAUACUCGCUCACCAACGUCGACAUGUCCAGCUUCCAGGGCGUCGACUGGGGCUCCAUGUACGGAAUGGGCAUGUACGUUUAA
Messenger RNA from Heterotrigona itama, 1155 nucleotides. The record is from the annotation of a GenBank genome assembly. Lineage: Eukaryota; Metazoa; Arthropoda; Insecta; Hymenoptera; Apidae.